Neurospora tetraspora is the source of this 767-nucleotide messenger RNA. RefSeq lists its product as uncharacterized. The transcript has 2 exons. Lineage: Eukaryota; Fungi; Ascomycota; Sordariomycetes; Sordariales; Sordariaceae. The record is from RefSeq and is a predicted model, not a curated record. Bases 1 to 684 code for a protein of 227 amino acids.
AUGUGUUUCACUUACCGCAUACUCGAGCCAAUCGACUCCAACCUUCAUCUGUCACUGUUCUCUCCUGCAUUGGAGAAGGCUACCUCCAAAGCCGAAGUGCAAUUCCCGUCGGUCUACAUCAUGCAGUCCACUCCGUCCGACACGAUGAAUUCGAUCGAAGACUCCUCCGACUCAUCCUCCGACGAUGAGUUCUUCGACGCCCUAACCGGCGAGGAUCUUGAAUGGCUCACCAUGGAAGAUUUUCAAGACCUCUCUCCCAUCGAGGAAGAUUGGGGCCACCAAGACUGGGUCCCAGAAGACGCCGACACCCACUCCGAGCAAGACGACACCCAGACCGACGCAGACAAGACUUCAGAGGAAAACGAUCAUCCAUUGGCCGGAUGGCACUCGGAACGUCUGGCACAGAGCGACUGGACAGACCACAGUUUUAUCGACAAGACAGACCACAUUGACACCUGGGCGCGGCACUCCGAAUACUCUUUGGCCCGGUGCAACUGGGUGGCAUUUCCCGAGGACGGUUGGCCUAAGCCCACGGACGAUUCUUUCUGGGGCGCCCCGGAUCUGAAGCUCAUCACACCUGAGGGGAAAGUCUGUUGGUUGGAUGACCCAACCGACUAUGAGGCCCUGCCCUGGGAGAAGGAGGUCGCGGAGGAGAGGAACAGAAUGCUGGCUGCCAUUUGGUAAGCUAGGGGCGGAGGUGCUUAGGGCUGCUGUCUCGAAGGAGUACUGUACUGUCCUUGGAGGAAGACAUGGUGGAAGGAAAUUUG